Messenger RNA from Brienomyrus brachyistius, 3585 nucleotides. It is a transcript of the gene popdc1, whose product is annotated as blood vessel epicardial substance. Bases 259 to 1353 code for a protein of 364 amino acids. The record is from RefSeq and is a predicted model, not a curated record. The transcript is spliced from 9 exons. Lineage: Eukaryota; Metazoa; Chordata; Actinopteri; Osteoglossiformes; Mormyridae. Gene Ontology annotation, molecular function: cAMP binding. Gene Ontology annotation, cellular component: sarcolemma.
CCAUUUUAGUCGAUGCCUGUCAGCUCGCUGGAAUGCGCGGCUCACACUGAGCAGCCCAGGCACUCACCGAUUUACAUUUAUAGCUCUGAAAUCCUGGACCAGAACUUUUCUCUUUUAAUAACAACAUCUGUCUUGUGAUUUCCAAGGAGAGUCCACAUUUAUUUUCUACCUGUGAACGGUGGUGGGAGCAGCAGCAACAAUACAACAAGAACAUUAACAACAAAAGAGAUCAACCCAAGGCAAGUACACAGCAAGACGAUGACCCCCCUGGACGCGACCACAUCAUUCGACAUGCUGGCGCCACGAAUCCAACAUGCUGCACAUGAUCUGGGCUUGGAGGAAAAUGUCACUUCUUGCAAGGCCUGGGAGGAGACCCACCACCUGGUGUUCCACCUGGCCAAUGCAUGCCUGGCCCUGGGCAUUGCCAUCCCUACCACGCUCGGCCUGCACAUGAUCCUCUUAAGGAUAUUGCUGAUAACCGGAUGCUCCCUCUUCAUUGCCUGGGCAACGCUGCAUAGGUGUGCUCUGGACAUUAUGCUGUGGAAUGUGGUGUUCCUCAUCAUCAACACAUUGCAUCUCUUAUAUCUGCUGUACAAAAGGAGACCGAUCAAAAUCGAUCGGGAACUGCAGUCAGUGUACAGGAGGAUGUUCGAGCCCCUGCGUGUGCGGGAAGACCUGUUCCAGAAGCUAACUGGACAGUUCUGUACCAUCCAGACCCUGAAGAAGGGCCAGGUGUACGCCACAGAGGACAAGACCUCUGUGGACGAGCGGCUCAGCAUCCUGCUGAAGGGGAAAAUGAAGGUGUCAUACAGAGGGCAUUUCCUGCACAAUAUCUACACCAAUGCCUUCAUCGAUUCUCCAGAGUUCAGGUCCACCCAGAUGAGCAGAGGCGAGAAGUUUCAGGUGACCAUCACUGCAGAAGAAAACUGCAAAUUCCUGUGCUGGUCCCGAGAAAGGCUCACAUACUUCUUGGAAUCGGAUUCUUUCCUGAAUGAGAUAUUCCGCUACCUCAUUGGCAAAGACAUCACCAACAAGCUGUACUCCCUCAAUGACCCCACGCUGAGUGACAAGGCGGUGAAAAAGAUGGAGCGCCAUCCCAGCCUGUGCUCUCAGCUCUCCAUGAUGCAGAUGAGGAACAGCAUGGCCAGCACCAGUGAAAAUGAAGACGUACUUAACCAGUUUCUGCGUAGCAGCUCAGCCGGUUCCUCUUUCCAAAAGUCCCCGGUCACUAAAGCCUCCCCAAAGAUGAAACCCAUUGCAGAAGCCAUGGAGGAUGACGUCUUCGAGUCCGACUCCCCGAUCAAAAAGCGACCUGCCCCAAAGAUGUCUGCUGAGGACCUGGACAAGGUCUAGGGUCAAGCUUUAUGACUUGAGUGUUGGGUUUUUCACCAUGUAUAAUUCUUCAGCCCCCCCCCCCCACCAAAUUAACCAUAUUAUCCCCUCACCUUCCAUGUUUGAAAUAGAGGGUGUGCACUGACGUCACUUUUCCACCAGAUCACGCCCCCUCAGACCUCAGAGUGGCCAGACAUUCUGGAACAUGGUCAAAGGAAACUGCAAAACAAACAAUUAUCUGCUUAAAUUAAAGGCAGUCAGACUCGACAAGGAUCCGUAUGACUUACAAUGGACCAGUGGAUCAUGGACACUGAUAUGUGGCCAGGAACAACAUAUUUUUUUAGAGACUUUUAAAGUUUUCUAGCUAACUCUUCCUCCCCUUUAUGUAAAUAAAUGCUGACAAAAAAAUUAGUUACACAGAAGAUGAAUGAUGUAAAUAUUUAAUUGAUCAGUAGUCAAUACAGCAUAUAACUUAAGGUACGAAUUUACCGAAAAAUCCAACAUAACUAACGCGAAAUGACAACCACAAAUUCACGUUUCGGAGCCUGGCUUCCAGUUGUUUAUGCAGAUUGCAGUGAUUCAGUUGAUUCUUUUCUUGUUAAAUCAAUUUUUACCAUCAAUCGCAUGACAGCUCUUUCUCAUUUUUUACGACAUCCAAACUGGACACUAACGGCGCCGCUCAGUCUAUUUGAUACUCAGUGGGUGUAGCCGCAGUGACCUCCGCUUAUCGUGAUGUCAUGUGCAAACCCUCUAUAAGACUGACUGAAAACUGGGCUUACAUUUUUCAGGGAAAUGGAAUCACAUUCUUUUGGUUGAUAAUAUUUGGUCUGCACAGAGAGUCUUAGUUUGCACCGUUUCGGUUGAUGUAGACUCAGGUGUCAAGGCUUAACGGACUGUGAAGAUGGAGGAACAUACUAUGAAGGAAAAGUGAGCGCGAAUAACAAACGGUGUCACAUGUCAUAUUGACACAAAAACGUAAAGCUAGCUUCAUUUUUUCAUGGGUCUUUAUAGUCACCCCGCAAAUGUAAAUGCAGUCCCUCCUGUUUUCCUGUGGACGGCAUCUUUUGUGAUCUGAAGGUUGCAUGCAGUAUUGUAGCAUUCAGAAAUGCUCCGUUGAAGUGAUUGAGACUGAAGGUGAAUGUGAAGAACUGCUGAAAACCUUCUUCAGCCCUUUUGUCACGACUGCUACUUCUGUUUUCAUUCUUCCAAUUUUUAUGAACAUAUCACAGCCUUGAUGGCUCUAAUCUAUGUGGUGCCUAAAAGACAUUGUAGUAUGUGAAUCUCAAUUGAAUUGACCUUUUUCAUAAUAGUCAGUCUACUCCACUGUGGCCAAUCUGUCCUUCAGCUGAACUUUUUGUUCAAAUGCAAACACAAAUAAGUAAACAUACAGUAUUCUGGCUGAUGAUUCUUCUGAGAAAAUGGGUUUGUGUCAAAUUUUCUCAUUUUGACAUGAAUUGAUAUCUUAGAAUUAGUAUCAAACCAAGGUGUUUGCAUUGCUACUGAGUCGGGACUAAACAAAAAUUUCAGAUGAAAGAAUGAUUUCCUCUCCUUGCCCCAUUUUCUUCUGGAAUAGUGUUUCCCAAUCUGGUCUUCAAAGACCCACAGACGGUCAACAUUUUUGCUCCCUCCUGUGGACUGUCUGUCAGGGAGCUGAGAAAAACAUGGACCGUCUGUGGAUCUCAAAAGACUUGGUUAGGAAACACUAACCUAGAGUAAACUUUAAAUACCUUGAAAAAUGGAUUAACUUUGGCAAAUUGCAUCUUCAGAAAACAUGACACUUUCUGCCCACAGUAUCCAUAGCUUUACCCAAAUUACGAACGAUUAUAUUGUGUUAUAUACACUUAUUUGUAAUUUAUGUACCCCAUUACUACCAACACUUUGGUCACUAAAUUUGCACUGUCCCCAAUUUUUUACCAAUGCAUAAUGUUUUUUUGUGAAAAAAAUUGUCAAAUGCUUGUUGAUUGUCCAAUCUCUCUUAGUACCAUGUGGAAUUUUGUAAAGCAGUGGUUCUGAAGGGUGGUACUGGCUAUUUUAAUGAGGGUGUUCUUUUUGAAGAACCUUCAGAAUGAGAUAUUCCAUAUCCAAUCUCAAUAGUAACAUUCACAUAUAUAAAAUUCACAUAUUUAAUGUCUCACAAAAGAUUGUUUAAACAAUCUUUUUUAAAUUUAAUGAUGAAAUUACCCAUGAUUGAUUUGUGAAUUCUGUUUCUGCAUGAACAAAGAGUAAAAAGGAAUAAAAUAUUUAUAAAAACUG